AAGUGGAGAGAUUCAGCUGUCCAGACAUGGCAUCUUUUUGUUCUUAAACCCAUCAUUUCAAAGGGCCAUUUAAGUUGGUUUUCGAGGGUCAUUUCCACUCAUACACGAUCCCCUUCUGAAAGCUAACUUUAGAACUUCCCCAGCAUAAACUGCGAACGUCCCCCACGUUCUCCCAUAUAAGAGACGCUCUGUGACGCGGACGUGUCAUGUCACCGCUCCGCCCCCAAACACGUUGUAACACCGCAAGCAGUGGCACCCGCCAGUUCCCAACGCCAGGCAGAGAGGUGGACCCGGAGCGGGAUGGGCGACUGGAAAGGCUACAUUAGUGCGGUGCUGAGGGAUCAGCGCAUCGACGACGUGGCUAUUGUGGGCCACGCGGACAAUCGCUGCGUGUGGGCAUCGCGGCCCGGGGGCCUGCUAGCGGCCAUCUCACCGCAGGAGGUGGGCGUGCUCAUUGGGACAGACCGACGCACCUUCCUGCAGUCUGGCCUGAGCGUGGCGGGCCGCCGCUGCUGCAUCAUCCGUGACUACCUCUUGGCGGACGGCGACGGCGUGCUGGACGCGCGCACCAAGGGGCUGGACGGGCGCGCGGUAUGCGUGGGCCACUCGCCGCGCGCGCUCCUUGUGCUCAUGGGCCGACGCGGCGUGCACGGAGGCAUCCUCAAUAAGACCGUGCACGAGCUGAUCCGCGGGCUUCGCACUCAGGGCACCUAGCAGCACAGCAGGACCGCCCCGGGCGGCGGCAGUUGGAAUAAACCGUGACUUGGCUGUGAUGGCUCACUGUCCGGUUUCACGUGGGCAGUUGUAAAUAAGGAAACUGGUGUAUGGGAAGGUCUUUGCAGAAGGGUAACGAGGUGGGGCUGGGAUUAUGAGUGUAGAGGCUUCCCAGCCUCCUGUGCC
Messenger RNA from Nycticebus coucang (slow loris), 900 nucleotides. It is a transcript of the gene PFN3, whose product is annotated as profilin 3. Gene Ontology annotation, cellular component: cytoplasm. NCBI's taxonomy places the organism in Eukaryota, Metazoa, Chordata, Mammalia, Primates, Lorisidae. The record is from RefSeq and is a predicted model, not a curated record. The transcript has a single exon. Gene Ontology annotation, molecular function: actin binding. Gene Ontology annotation, biological process: actin cytoskeleton organization; positive regulation of actin filament bundle assembly; regulation of actin filament polymerization. Bases 301 to 714 code for a protein of 137 amino acids.